Molecule: messenger RNA, 3224 nt
Organism: Onychostoma macrolepis
Lineage: Eukaryota; Metazoa; Chordata; Actinopteri; Cypriniformes; Cyprinidae
Product: gastrula zinc finger protein XlCGF26.1-like
Exons: 3
Coding region: 96-1934 (612 amino acids)
Source: RefSeq, a predicted model, not a curated record
GUUGAAAUCGAUACGAAUCGAUCAAUCGAUGUGUGGUUUUAACAAGAACAAGAAACUGAGAACAUCUGAGAUCCAUGUGACAUACUAUUAUCAAGAUGGCAUUUAUUAAAGAGGAGAUUGAAGACGUGAGCAUUUCAGAAACAUUCAUAGUGAAAAAUGAAGAUGCUGAGGAUGACACAGACCUGGUGGUGAUGAAAGUGGAAAGUCAAGAACUGUAUGAAAUGGAGGAGGAAGAUCCAUACGAUAAACAUCACGGAGAAAAACUUUGCUCGCAGACUGAAAAGGAGCCCUCUCAAAAAAAAUCUCGAAAGAAAAGUUUUAAAAACUGUUACAUCUGUCCUCAAUGUGGCAGGAAUUUCACUUAUGAAAAAAGCCUUAAAAAACAUGAGUUAAUGCACAAUGUGCAGUGCCCUUUCACCUGCCAACAGUGUGGGAACAUUUUCACUACGAACGGAAGCCUUAAAAACCACAUGAGAAUUCACACCGGAGAGAAGCCUUUCACAUGUAAUCAGUGCGGAAAGAGUUACACACGAAGUAAGACCUUAAAGGAUCACAUGAGGAUUCACACUGGAGAAAGGCCUUUUAAGUGUGAUCAGUGUGGAAAGAGUUACAUACGAAGCAAAACCUUAAAGGAUCACAUGAGAAUUCACACUGGAGAAAGACCUUUCAAAUGCGAUCAGUGCGGAAAGAGUUUCAUACAUAAAGUAACCCUUAAUUUACACAAGAGAAUUCACUUAAGAGAGAGCCAUUUUAUCUGCCAUCAGUGUGGAAAAAGUUUCAAAGACAUAGAACGCCUUAACAGGCAUGUGAUAAUUCACUCUGGAGAGAAGCCCUUCAAAUGCCAGCAAUGUGGAAAGGGGUUCCAAAUAAAAAACAACCUAAAGGCACAUAUGAGAUGUCACAUCGAGGAAAAGCCUUUCAAGUGCCAUCAAUGUGGAAAGUGUCUAAAACAUGAAACAUCCCUCAAUUACCACAUGAGACUUCACACUGGAGAAAGGCCUUUCACCUGCCUUCAGUGUGGAAAGAGUUUCAUUCUUGAAGGACAACUCAGUCGUCACAUAAGAUACAUUCACACCGAGGAGAAGCCUUUCGUGUGCCAUUACUGUGGAAGGAUUUGUGAAAGCAAAUCAAACCUUAAGAUUCACAUUCAAGUUCACACAGGAGAAAAGCCUUUCUCUUGCCCUCAGUGUGGAAAGAGUUUCAUACAUAAAGGUCUCCUUAAUUAUCACAUGAGGCUUCACACUGGAGAAAAGCCCUUCAGCUGCCAUCAUUGUGGCAUGAGUUUCAGAUAUAAAGGACUUCUUAAUGGUCACGUGAGAAGUGUUCACACCAAUGAGAAGCCUUUUACGUGCCAUCACUGUGGAAGGAUUUGUGAAAGCAAAUCUAAACUUCAGAUUCACAUGCGAAUUCACACUGGAGAAAAGCCGUUCUCCUGUCCUUGUGGUAAAAGUUUCGCUCUUAAAGGAAACCUUACGGCUCACAUGAGGCUUCACACUGGAGACCGGCCUUACAUGUGCGUUCAGUGUGAGAAGAGUUUCGCCUAUCUAAGACAGCUGAAAAGUCAUUUGCAAACUCAUUUUGGAGAGAAAUCCCAGUGUUCUGAAUGUGGCAAGAAGUUUGCAAAAACAAGCAAUUUCAAAAAUCAUCUGCGCAUUCACUCGGGACUAAGGCCAUUUCAUUGUGAUCGAUGUAAUAAAAAAUUUCUUUUGCCAACACACUUAGAGAUACACCUGAAAAGUCACGCAGACAAGAGACCCUAUUUGUGUUCUUUGUGUAAAAAGAGAUUUAAAUGGCUGUGCAAUUUAAGAUCGCACAAGAGAUUUCAUAUCCGUAAACCUAUUUCCAAAGCAACCUACUUGAAACGAAAGCAACUACUCCAUACUGGAGAAAAACCUGACACUGUAAAAAGUGGUGGUCAUGGGAUGGCGCCUUAAUUGUGUUAAAGUUACUGCUCUUGAUCAGUUUUAAGUCAUGUUUUGGAGCUACAAAGUGUCAUGGCUGGACAUUUCUGAUACUGUUGUGGGGUUAUGAGUGGGGAUGGAGGAGACACUGCAUUAAGGUUUUUUGCAGUUUUACUCGUUUGUAGGGGCAAAAUAUUAAUCCACUUGAAAACAUAGACCUUUUAUAUAAGCAUAAUCAAUCCUACAUUUAACUCUUAAAUGUAUUUCAGUAGCAUUUUGCAACCAAUAUCUUUCGAACUUUCUAGUGAGUUGGAUAUAUUAAAAUCUCACAUUUGACUUUAGUCUGCAUCAGUUUAGCAACUAGUAAACCAGUUCUUCUUUAACAGUGGGUAGGAGGCUGUGUGGAGUAGCGUACCAAUUUAGUGAAAGUGUAUAUGCUUUCGUUUAAAUGUGCUCUUAUGAAUAGCCUGUAAACCAUUCUGUUGUUUGUUUUGUGUUUGUUGACUUGACAUGGCUUCAUUUUCCUCUCUCGAAUUCCUAACAUUUUAAGUCAACAUUCAAACACAUAUAACAUUUUAUGCACUGGUGGAUUUAUAGCCUGUCAGUCAACAUUACAGUGCCACCCUCAGGCUGAAUUACACAAGGACGCUAGACCUCUUCCAAAAGUGUGUCUGCAUGUGUUCAGUGAUUAACGUAAUAAAUACAAAUAACGUAUCAAUGUAAUAUAUAUCAUAAUAUAUAUGAAAUAUAUAAUGUAAGCUAGCGCUAUGACCCAGAUUCAUAGCUGCUAUUGGUACUCAUGAGUGAAUUUCAAAUACAGACCCUUAAUGUGAUUUUUUUUUUUAUUACGAAAAUUGAGCAAGUAUAUAAAACAAGUGUCCAAAUUCAUCUUCAUGCCUUAUCCCAAUUCACUGUGGCAAGCCUAUAAUAUUAAUUCAGAUUUUGCACUGUCGAGUCGAUUAUUUUCCUACAUUAUUUUUGUAUAUUCUCGUCAUCUCUAUAAACACUUGUCCAGUUAUUAUGUGUGUGAUGCAUGUUGCUACAAUAAAUAGUGUUGUUUGACUAGCUAGGAAACUGUAUAUGUGAAUGACGAAAAAUCGGUUUCACGCUUAUCAUUCUAAACAAGGCAUAAAUAUCUUUUUACCAUCAGAAUGUUUCAUGUAGCCUACUUUUGUAUUUUUUACUGCAUAUGUAUGCUACUAUUCAUAUUGUACCUUUUUUUCAAUGUGCUGCCUUUUCUACUUUUCUUUGAUAUUUGAUCAGAAUAACCGAAACUGUAUGCUAUGUAUGGACUCAUCUUUCAAAUCAGAAAAUGUCAAGUUU